AAAGGCCCUUCCGCAAUGACAGUUCACCCGUUUGUCAAAUUAAUAUUUUUGGACAACAUCUUGCUUCUUGCAAAGAUUGUGUGUGUGCUUCGGAGAACGCCAAAAAUUUUAAGCGCUCAUAUCGUACAUGGGACUGUUUUGUUUUUGUUUUUCUGGUUGCAGAAUUCAGAAGCCAACAGUAACCACAAUUCGAAUGCGUCCUUACAAUCGCAUCAUCGCUGUGUAGAUUACCGGAGAAAAAGCAUCGCCUGUAGUGUGGAAUCAGAAUUCGGCGGAAAAUUGAUAAAUAACACCACAGUACGCGCUUCGGAGAUAAGGUUUGGAGGGUGCACGGCGUUUGGCUGGUGUGCGUUACAUUAAUCAGGCGUAGCGAGCCUUUUUCGCGACUAUUGUCUUCCGCACGAUGCCUUCAAAAAAGAAAAAGUAUAAUGCACGUUUCCCGGCGGGUCGCAUCAAAAAGAUAAUGCAAACGGACGAGGAGGUGGGAAAGGUGGCCCAGGCAGUUCCCGUAAUAAUCUCUAGAACAUUGGAACUGUUUGUGGAAUCGUUGCUGACCAAAACGCUUAAAAUCACCAACGCACGGAACGCGAAAACGCUCUCGCCAUCUCACAUGAAGCAGUGCAUCAUAUCGGAGAGCCGGUUCGAUUUUUUACGCGAUCUUGUCAAAAAUAUCCCCGAUAUGGGCAUCAACGAGGAGCUCUCCGGAUCGGAAGCAGGGUACGGUAAUGAAGGCACCUCACCGGCAUCUACCUCGACAUCAUCGUCCUCAAUGUCUUACUCGAAUGGAGGAGCAGCAGCAACAGCAGCAGCAGCGGCUGCAUCGGCAGCAAUCGGCGGUCACCAUCCGUACGAAUUGCACCCAGCAUCGCUACAACGUUCCGAGUCGUAUUCGCCAGCAACGGCGUCAUUUUCGCUGCUACCACACCACAGUCAGUCACACGGCAAACGUGGCCUCAGUCAGGGUGGAAGUUUAAACUUCUACAAAGAGAUACCGCUCGAAGAGACGGGGAGUCCACCGCCGCCGAAACUGAAUCGCCUUAAUUCGGCCCCGGCCGGUGGUGCACCGACAGCUUUGCCAUUUAAAAUCGAUAUCUUACCAAACCUCCCGACAGCGGCCAGUGCCGUCACGGCGCCAACCGUGCCGAGCUCGACUGGCAAGAGUACGACCCAAACAUCCGGUGCCAUAACGCCACAGAUAAGCUACAAUUUUGAACGACUCGCAGCAGCACCGUCGACGGUGGUCCCACCAUCGGUUUCAUCCCUCGAACCAGUCAUUAAGCUGGACUAUUCUAACCUAAGAUUACCGGCGACGACCGCGUCCCCGCAUGGGAGCUCUCGACGGUCGACGACAGCGCAGCCCACGAUCAAAAUUGAUCUCAGCAGCUUAGCAACCAACCCCGCGUCCGGAGACGGCGGUACGCCGAAGAAACACUCCGAAGCAGGAGGGGGAGGGGGAGGAAUGAGUAAACAUUAUGCUUCACCCACCACCAGUUCUGCAGCGAUAAGCCCGAUAGUUGUCCAAAGUCCGGUGGCAGCGGCACCACCGCUUUUCUCAGCCCUAUCCUCCACCAUCCCGGGAAUGGAUGAGGAUUACGACGAUAUUUAACUUACCAGCUGACGCAUAAAGGAUGCGUUGUAGUUGCAUUUACUAUGUUUCUUCUUUUUCUUUCUUCUUUGCUUCUUUCCUCUGAUGCACUAACCUCAGUUUACGACGGUUGGAUGUUGAAUGUCGCUAAAAGGAUAAGUGUUAGUGGCGUAACGUAUACAAAAAGAAAACACGCGCACCUCACGAUCGCAUGUAAACACAAAACACUGUUGCUAUGAUGUGAUCAUUGUAAAUAGAACAUUGGAUGUGUGUGUGUGAGUGUUCAACAGUCAAGCAAUGGUUAACAGUCCUUUUUAUGUUGAGCUUUCCACUUUGCUUUUCGCUCCUAGCAUUGCACCCUCAUAUGUGUUACAAGCGUGCAAAUGCAACAGAAUGGAAGAAGGACAUGUUUUACACCAAACAGUAAAUAGGUUUCAGUAAAAAAAAAAACAGCAGAAAACGUACAACUGAAUCUGAAAACUCCCUUUAACACCGAGCGAAGGAUGCGUGUUGGACACGUGGAUGGAUUUGCGGGUUCAUUGCGAAUGAACGGCACCACCAGUUCGUACGGACGGUUUUCUGAACACACUUUCGUUGUCUUUUAAACAAAAAGCAAACACACAAAACAGUAAACUGUGAAAAAAUGAUUGUAUUAAAGCGUAAAUUAAACACACAAAAAAAAA
Messenger RNA from Anopheles funestus (African malaria mosquito), 2268 nucleotides. RefSeq lists its product as uncharacterized. Gene Ontology annotation, biological process: negative regulation of transcription by RNA polymerase II; positive regulation of transcription by RNA polymerase II; transcription by RNA polymerase II. Gene Ontology annotation, cellular component: negative cofactor 2 complex; nucleus. Gene Ontology annotation, molecular function: protein heterodimerization activity; transcription coactivator activity; core promoter sequence-specific DNA binding. The transcript has 3 exons. Bases 404 to 1606 code for a protein of 400 amino acids. NCBI's taxonomy places the organism in Eukaryota, Metazoa, Arthropoda, Insecta, Diptera, Culicidae. The record is from RefSeq and is a predicted model, not a curated record.